Messenger RNA from Fomitopsis serialis, 1673 nucleotides. RefSeq lists its product as uncharacterized. Bases 312 to 1541 code for a protein of 409 amino acids. The record is from RefSeq and is a predicted model, not a curated record. The transcript is spliced from 13 exons. Lineage: Eukaryota; Fungi; Basidiomycota; Agaricomycetes; Polyporales; Fomitopsidaceae.
UUACAUGGCAGAGGGAAAAACGCGGUACAGAGCCAUAUGGACCAUGGCUCUCCAGCGUCAGCGGACUGAGCCCUCGUCUGUUUCAUCACUUCGGCUUGUCGUGCCAAUUGAUGGCCCGCCAUUUGAUGGGACCGGUGUCUAAUUUCAGGUUCCAGGGACGCAAUCGCUCAACCAUCGCUAGCCUCUUAUUGAGGCUUCGGACCAACGCUCGCGCUCUUUCUCUCGCCGCGUAGUCUUCGUGCUUCUCCUCCUACUCCCGGCCUUCCCGUAUUUGUGGAUGCUAUAAUUCUUGCUUUACACCGUUCUAAUCCAUGUGCGUCUCUCCGCCGACCUACCUCACGUGGGCGAUCCUCUCUACGCUGGUCAACGGGGGCUUUCCUCUUUUCCAUCUCUGGAAGUUCGAUCGGUUCAAAUGGAAUAAGGGACCUUAUUCGGGCGCGUUCAAGCGCGUCAUGACAUACACAUACCUCAUCACGAUACCCUUGCUCAUGGUGUAUUCAAUCGGAAUGACAAUCAUCUCGUACAAGAUGGGAUACAUCGACCUGCCAGGCUUCGGACUGAUGCCCCUCCCCGUCGAUCUCUGGCCCGAGCAAUACCACAGGUUUUUCUUCCCCUUGAACCUCGUCUUCUCGUUCGCUUGGGCAUUUGAGAUCACCACGCAUUUGGAAGAAUUGUGUUUCUGGCUGUUCCUCGUUCACUCGGGCUCAGUCCAGCAAGAUUGGUUCCGUAGCUUCUACUUCAAGGUCUGGUCCGUCGGCUCGAUCAUGGCCAUUGUAUAUAUGCCCGUCACCACGAUCGUCACUCGCUCAGACCCUAUCAAGACCAUUGCCGCUACCUUCCUUGCCGGUAGCCUCAGUGAUCUUAUCCUUAAUCUUAACAACAUCACGAAAUCGGAGGGUGUCGACAUUGGCACCAUCGUGCGCCUGACGACGUUCCACGAAUUGAAUUAUAUUCGCGUCCUUUUCCGGUUCCUCUUCACCGUCCCUCUCCUGAUCCUCGGCGUGGACGGCAUGACCGAGUCUAUGAAGGUCAACACGAGCAUGUUCGCGUCCGAGUUCCUCGCCUUCCUCGGAGGUAUUGGAUGUAUGGUCUCGGCGGGCAUGACUUUGGUGGUCUUCUUCCCGCGGUCCGUCACGACCGAGGUCAAAGCCAAAGAGGCCACGCGCGAGAAAUCCCUACACCACAACGCGUCCUUCCGGUCGAGCAUGCGCUCCGAAAAAGACUCGUACUACACGCCGACGACGCCGCCGCCCGUCGUAAAGGGCCUGUCCUUGGAGCUCUUGCGCGAGCCGAACUUCAUCAAGGCGUCGACGCUCGCGGACCCCGAGGCGCAGCUCAAGCCGGUGCCCUUCCAGGCGUUCGCGCCGAACCGCCGCCUCGACUCGGGCGCAACCGUCGAGGGCGGCGUGCGCAUCAUGGACCUCUCGGAGGGCAACAUCGCCCGCCACAACUUCCAGAGCACGAACGUGCACCCAUUCGUGCACAACUUCACGUCGCCCAUCGGAAUCGCAAGCUAUGCGCGGAGAUACGUUUCCUCAUAACUGCACUCGGUAUCGUGCGAUAGGGAAGGUAGAUGGGAUGCAUCCGGAGACCAUGUACUACGCAAUUCAGAAUUGGAUUCAUCAGUACAGUAUGCUUUCUCCCACCGCUCAUUGCGUGCUCGCGCUCCCCUG